Messenger RNA from Plasmodium adleri (nom. inval.), 1326 nucleotides. Its product is annotated as cAMP-dependent protein kinase regulatory subunit. The transcript has 3 exons. NCBI's taxonomy places the organism in Eukaryota, Apicomplexa, Aconoidasida, Haemosporida, Plasmodiidae. Bases 1 to 1326 code for a protein of 441 amino acids. The record is from RefSeq and is a predicted model, not a curated record. Gene Ontology annotation, cellular component: cAMP-dependent protein kinase complex. Gene Ontology annotation, molecular function: cAMP-dependent protein kinase regulator activity. Gene Ontology annotation, biological process: regulation of protein phosphorylation.
AUGGGCAAUGUGUGCACAUGGAGACAAGGGAAAGAAAAAGCAGGUGAAGAUAAUUCACAAGUAAUAAAAGAUAAAGAAUUACAAAACGAGUUUAAAACAUUCGAACAAAAAAUGAGAAAUAAUAAAAAAAAUGCUCAUGAAGGAGAUAUGAAUAAUGAUGGUGAAGAUGAUAGAUAUAAAUUUUCCAGAGGUUUUUCAUUAAGUAAAAAACCAGGCAAAACUAAAAUAACGAUUACCAAAACGGAUAGUGAAAUAUUAGAUGGAUUGGAUUAUUCUGAAAUGAGUAAACAAGUUCUUAUGACUUUAAAUAAAAAAAAUAUACUUAAUGAAGAUGCUUCGAGCGAUGGUAACGACACAGAUUGUCACACCAUGUUCGAUAGAAAAGAAAUAGAGAGAAAGGUAUUGGAUUUAGAAAGUAUUCAUUUCAUACAGAAGAAAAGAUUAUCUGUGAGUGCAGAGGCAUAUGGUGACUGGAAUAAAAAGAUUGAUAAUUUUAUUCCUAAGGUUUAUAAGAAAGAUGAAAAAGAAAAGGCCAAGAUAAGAGAAGCAUUGAAUGAAUCGUUUUUGUUUAAUCAUUUAAAUAAGAAAGAAUUUGAAAUUAUUGUAAAUGCAUUUUUUGAUAAAAAUGUAGAGAAAGGUGUUAAUAUUAUAAAUGAAGGAGAUUAUGGAGAUUUAUUAUAUGUUAUAGAUCAAGGUGAAGUUGAAAUCUAUAAAACAAAAGAAAAUAAUAAAAAAGAAGUAUUAACAGUAUUAAAAUCUAAAGAUGUUUUUGGAGAAUUAGCCUUAUUAUAUAAUUCCAGAAGAGCUGCAUCAGCAACAGCUUUAACUAAAUGUCAUUUAUGGGCCUUAGAUAGAGAAUCUUUUACAUAUAUAAUCAAAGAUAUGGUUGCAAAGAAAAGAAAAAUGUAUGAAGAUAUUCUUAGUCAUGUAAAUAUAUUAAAAGAUAUGGAUCCAUAUGAAAGAUGUAAAGUUGCUGAUUGCUUGAAAUCUAAAAGUUAUAACGAUGGAGAAAUUAUUAUUAAAGAAGGAGAAGAAGGAGAUACAUUUUUUAUACUUAUAGAUGGAAAUGCUGUCGCUUCUAAAGAUAAUAAAGUUAUCAAAACAUAUGCAAAAGGAGAUUAUUUUGGAGAAUUAGCUCUUCUCAAAAAUAAACCAAGAGCUGCUACUAUAAAAGCACAAAAUUUUUGUCAAGUCGUCUAUUUAGAUAGAAAAAGUUUCAAAAGAUUAUUAGGACCCAUUGAGGAUAUAUUACAUAGAAAUGUUGAAAAUUACAAACAAGUUCUGAACGAAUUAGGUUUGGAUACAACUUGUAUUGAUGAAAAUUAA